This is a messenger RNA of Penicillium maclennaniae, 330 nucleotides long. RefSeq names its product ribosomal protein P2 (gene aspf8). The transcript is spliced from 2 exons. Gene Ontology annotation, molecular function: structural constituent of ribosome. The record is from RefSeq and is a predicted model, not a curated record. Gene Ontology annotation, cellular component: cytosolic large ribosomal subunit; ribosome. Lineage: Eukaryota; Fungi; Ascomycota; Eurotiomycetes; Eurotiales; Aspergillaceae. Gene Ontology annotation, biological process: translation; cytoplasmic translational elongation. Bases 1 to 330 code for a protein of 109 amino acids.
AUGAAGUACCUCGCCGCUUACCUCCUCCUCGCCCUUGCCGGCAACGAGUCCCCCUCCGCCGCCGACAUCAAGGCUGUCCUCUCCUCCGUCGGUAUCGAUGCCGACUCUGAGCGCCUCGACAAGGUCGUCGCUGAGCUCCAGGGCAAGAACCUCCAGGAGUUGAUCGCUGAGGGUUCCACCAAGCUCGCCUCCGUUCCCUCCGGUGGUGCUGGUGCCGCUGCCCCCGCCGCCGGUGGUGCCGCUGCCGCCGCUGACGCUCCCGCCGCUGAGGAGAAGGAGGAGGAGAAGGAGGAGUCCGAUGAUGACAUGGGAUUCGGUCUUUUCGACUAA